Phytophthora sojae is the source of this 2022-nucleotide messenger RNA. Its product is annotated as phosphatidylinositol-4-phosphate 5 kinase-like protein. The transcript has a single exon. Gene Ontology annotation, molecular function: phosphatidylinositol kinase activity. Lineage: Eukaryota; Oomycota; Peronosporomycetes; Peronosporales; Peronosporaceae. The coding region runs from base 1 to 2022 and encodes 673 amino acids. The record is from RefSeq and is a predicted model, not a curated record. Gene Ontology annotation, biological process: phosphatidylinositol metabolic process.
AUGCCCUUGGAAGUUGUCCUUCCAACUGGGCCCCACAAUGUCGCGGACAACAACGAUGCUGUCCCCGAGCUGCUCCCUCCAGUCAAGGUGUCGCCGGACCGCCGAAGACCGAGAUCUCCGUCCUCACACGACAGUCGACCAGCGUCUCCGACCUUCAUCGAGAUUGAUGGGAUGGGAACCAGCAGCUCCAUCAUCACUUCUAGCGCCACUUCAAUUGCUACUUCGGCUUCGACCGCGUUGGAUAUGAGUGCUGUGAGUGUGGCUGACACUACCAGCCCCCAAGAUGUCACCGCAGGCAAGGCUCUAGCGAGAGUCAACGCCCGAGCGAAUCUGUCGAUCCUUGACAAGCGCAUGCGCAUUGGAAAGAAGAAGAAGGGGGGAUACAAGAACGUCGAGCGCAGCUUCAAGCCUCCUGCCGGCAAUGUGAUUAACCUGCAGCACGAGCAGUACGCGCUCACGUACGGCAUGAUGUGCGGUAUUCGGGAUUCUGCUGGGCUCCAGAAGCCCUUCAAGCAGCGGCUGACGAUGGACGACUUCAUGCUCGUGGACAAGAAGAUCUUCCCCGCCAACUCCCAGCUGCAGCACCCGUUCAAGUUCAAGGACUACUCGCCCGACGUGUUCCGCCAGGUGCGUCGCCGCUUCGGCAUCGACCUAGCCGACUACAUGCUCACACUCAGCGGCGACUUCAACUUCAUCGAGUUCAUGUCAAACUCCAAGUCGGGCCAGUUCUUCUUCUACUCGCACGACGGGCGCUUCAUGAUCAAGACGCAGACCAAGGAUGAGUCCAAGUUCCUUCGACGCAUCCUGCCACAUUACUACAAGUUCGUGAUGGAGAACCCGGACACGCUUAUCACGCGAUUCUACGGCAUGCACCGCGUCAAGAUGCACCACCUUCGAAGGAAAAUGCACUUCGUCAUCAUGGCCAGCGUGUUCGACACGCCGCUGGAGAUUCACGCGCGCUUUGAUCUGAAAGGCUCGCGGAUCGGGCGACACGCAUCCCCAAAGGAACACGAGCGAGGCAGUGCAGGCGUGCUGAAAGACAACGAUCUGCUGGACAAGGGGUUCCACCUGCAAAUGGGCGUUGCUCGACGUGCCAUAUUCCUGGUUCAGCUUCGCAAGGACGUCGAGUUUCUCAAGCGAAUGAAGAUUAUGGACUACAGUCUGCUCAUUGGCGUGCACGACUCCGGCUGUGAGCUGCAUGACGACCUGUACACGGGAUCGCCAGCCAGUGCAAGCCCCGAGAGCGUGACGCCUCCGACUGAAACAGAACUCAACAUCUCUCAGUCGCUGCCAGUGUCUCCUUCCAGCGUGGAGUCGGACGUGAGCAUGGAUCUACAGCAGACUAGACCAGCUCGAUCAGCUUCAGUACCGGACGACGGCAUCAAGUUGCAAAUGCCCUCGGCGCUGAGUGCGUCAAUCCAAACCAGACUUGCUCUCUCUCCGCCGAAUACUCCGACGUGGAGUGAUGGCUACGUGGACCCCGAUUUGGACUCGGACAACGAUUCGGAGACGAGUAGCGAUGGCGGCUUUGGGAUCAGCUUUGGGAACACUUUCGGCGACUUCUCUUCGCCUGCCAACCGGAGCUCGAUUGGGUCCUUGCCGUCGACACCGAAGGGAUCUGGGUCGACGAUGGCGCCAUUAUCCCCGCGUCUACUAGACACGGCAGCGUAUGCUGAGUACUCCGAGUCGGUCUUCUGCAAGGACGAGGGCGGCAUCUACGGCCGAGACCGACACGGUCGCAAGAACGGGUUCGUGUAUUUCCUGGGCAUUAUCGACAUUUUGCAGCAGUACAACACGCGCAAGAUUGCCGAGAACAUUAUCAAGGGGAUGCGGCACAACCGCAAACAAAUCUCGGCCGUUAACCCCGAGUUCUACGGCGACAGGUUCAUCGAGUUUGUGGAAAAGCAUGUAGUCCAGGACGACACACUGUUUUCUCCCCGACCACGAACUUCUCCGUCGUCCACCGCCCAUACCGAUAACCUGUCGCGGAUGGAGGAGGAGAUCACAAGCACGGUAGCAUAA